UUUCAGCGCGGUGUUUUCGUGAUGAAGUUUGAAAAUUUGGUUUAGCGCGGUGUUUUGCUGACGAAAGGGACAAUGUCGCGUUCUGCAGUUUUUCUUAGUAUGAGCCUCUUCCAUCGGGUCGUGGAAGACGAACCAAGAAUCAUCCGGGCUCGCUGAGAAUGUGCUACAAGGUUGCGUAGCACGAAGUGAGAGGACCAAAGAGAGGUUAUGGGUCGCCCUGCUCCUGUCAAGAGAUGAUCAACCUGCCAUCGUUUCCAUCACUGUCGUCCAUUGCACUCCCAAUGAUGCGGAAUACCAACAGGUGACCGGCACAGAGGCGACUUGGGUCACCUGGGGUCAGUGUGUUGCAGGUCCGCCAUGUACGAGAGCUCGUGCUCGUACCAGUCCGCCCUGGAGCGGCUGGCGUGUCCGUCCAUGAUCAAGAGCGAGGACUGCUCCGGGGCGGGCGUGGGCGUCGGGGUGGCGGGCGUGGCCGCGGCCGUGGCCCCGGGGGCCGACUGGUACCGGCUGGCGUGCAACACCUCGACGUUCGAGCAGCUCAAGCAGUCCGUGGAGAAGGCCAAGGCGGCGCUGCAGGACCGGGCGGCGCAGGGCGGCUACCUGUCGCCCGCCAGCUUCACCGAGCACCUCGCCGAGCACCUCGCCCCGUCGUCCACCCCCCAGGGCGCGGCGCACGCCCCCAACGCCCACGCCCCCGUCAGCCAGCAGACGCUGCACGCCCCCGCCGCCCCGCAGACCUCCGUGGCCCAGGCACCCUCCAGCCAGGACCACAAGCGCUCCACGCACGUCACGAGCAGCAAGAGUUACCACUCGUCGGACAGCCUCAGCACCCGAGUGAAGAGCGACACAUCUUACAAGGGAUCGUGGGGAGGACAUGCCGCUAGCCAGACGCCAGGAUACACGUCGAACGCCCUUUCAACGAUGUCCAAGUCAUCCCUCGACCCCCACAGUCACCUUAGGCAACCAGAUCCCUAUCAGAUGUUCGGCCCCACAAGUAGUCGGCUAGCUAGUUCAGGUUCGGGCCAGAUCCAGCUGUGGCAGUUCCUCCUCGAGCUGCUGUCGGACUGCAACAACGCGGGCUGCAUCACGUGGGAGGGCACGCAGGGCGAGUUCAAGCUCACGGACCCGGACGAGGUGGCGCGGCGGUGGGGCGAGCGCAAGAGCAAGCCCAACAUGAACUACGACAAGCUCAGCAGAGCGCUCAGGUACUACUACGACAAGAACAUCAUGACCAAAGUGCACGGCAAGCGGUACGCGUACAAGUUCGACUUCCAGGGCCUGGCCGCGGCCACGCAGCCCGCGGCGGCCGACCCCGCCGCCUACAAGUACCAGUCGGACCUGUUCUACCACCACUCGGCCAAGCUCAACUUCAUGUCCCCGCACGCGGGCAUGCCCUCCUCGUCCGCGUCCAUCUUCCCGUCGCCGUCCUCGUACUGGAGCAACCCCAGCGCCAACCUGUACUCCAACAUCGCGAGCAGCCACGGCAUGGCCCACGCGCCGCACCACGUCACCGGCCACCUGCCCAGCUACCCGCACUACGCGUGACACGCGCUGGCGUGACCCGACGUGACGGGCGGCGUGACGGCGUGGGACGUGCGUCACGACACGCGGGCCGACCUGUGCGACAUGUGACUGAGCCGUGACGACGACGACGUUCCCGUGACGCGACGGUGACGUGUCCGUGACGUGACGAGUCACCCCACCGUGUGUGUUUUGCAAGAAAUUGAAACGGAACGCAGUGCGCGUCGUGAUGGACCGGUAGUCUCUGGCCGGCGACUCCACAGACACACGCGGCUGCUGCAAGUGCUUCUUUGUGUUCUGUGAAGAAAGAAGCAACUUUGCGUCGGACAGUGACGGUGAAGUGAAAGGACGCUUUUGGAACUUGGUGUCGAUUAGUGAUAUUCAGAAAGAGAGGCGUGCGGCGUUGGACCGGCGGCGGGCGAGCCUAAGGGCGAGCCGCACGGGGGCACCGGUCUUCCUUGUGAUUCUUUACCGUAAUACUAAAUAAGGUAUUGUUUAUGAUAAGUUUAGAUGUUGACUCGCGCGGGAUUUAACUACUUUCAUCCUGUUUUAUCGUGUUUUUAUUUUUGUUUCAUUAUUUGUGUUUUUAUUUUAUUUUUUGACUUUUUUUGUUACUACUUGUACGAAAUGUUUGUGCUGUUUCGUCGCAAAUAAGCGACAUUUAAUUGUAAACAAUGCGCAAGGUGAUUUGUUUAUGCCAAUCGAUAUUUUUGGGAACACGAUAGAACUGUUGUGGAGUAUGAACUAUGAACUUCUUUCUAGUCACUGUCUCUGAUUACGAAGCAGUGCAAAGCAGGUUCUUCCAGGUGGUGUGUUCUCGGCCACUGACUGCAAACCGGCUGGGCCAGAAAAGAUACUGCUGCGAAUCAGGACUUUGCACUGUUUCAUAUAUUCAGAGGGAAAGGAAAUGAUUGUGUUUUGUGAUGAAUUUUAGAAAGCCUUAGGGCUCUACUAGAUCUCGAAAUAGCUUUGCUAGUCAUUAAUGUUGGUAUUAUGUUGUGUUUUGUUGGUUAUAAUUUCAUCAUUUAGCUUUAUGCCCAGAUCAGACCAAUUGGUUGCACAAAAAAAAGUAAUAGUUUUGAGUCGACCUGUUAGUUUGAUGUUGCUGCGCAAUUCGCAAUUAGGAGAAUUGUACAACCCCCGCUACGAAAACAGUAUUCAGUAACAGAGUGGUCCCCCAUUUUAACAAUGAGUGUUUCGUCCCUCUUUCUCUUCCAUCGAUAUUGCCGUUUAAACAUUUAGUUGAAUUUAAUGUCCUUAAAAUAAACUAAAAAACCGGAAAGCCAUGCUUACUUAGUUUAUUUCAAAGACAUGCCUUUCAGCUGGUUUUCAUUAUUACUAACAAAAUAACGAUGUUUUCGUUACAAAUAUUCGGGUAGACUGUACUCUAGCUGGUGCUCGUCUUUAUGAAAUCUGUACCUAAGGAGUGAGUCAAAUGGAAAAUUAAAGGGGAUCACAAAAUGCGCGUACUGCUUGAACCCUGUCGUUAUUGUCUUUGAUGUUGAUAUAUUAGCAAGAAAAAGUUAAACUGCCGAAUUUUAUCAUUUAUGAACUAUAUUUAUUUGCCUGUAAUUUUAAUUGACGAAUGUUUUAUGUUCUAGUCUGGUAUACUUGAUGGUGAAGCUGUUGCUGUGUAAAUACCUAUUUAUUACCUUGUUGUAUACUGAAAUGUACAGAUUAUAACAAGUAUGAACACUAUCUUAGUAUUUAGUUAAUAAAAUUACUUAAAAGCCGAA
Molecule: messenger RNA, 3257 nt
Organism: Frankliniella occidentalis (western flower thrips)
Lineage: Eukaryota; Metazoa; Arthropoda; Insecta; Thysanoptera; Thripidae
Gene: Ets65A
Product: DNA-binding protein D-ETS-3
Exons: 10
Coding region: 358-1545 (395 amino acids)
Biological process (GO): regulation of transcription by RNA polymerase II; cell differentiation
Cellular component (GO): nucleus
Molecular function (GO): DNA-binding transcription factor activity, RNA polymerase II-specific; sequence-specific DNA binding
Source: RefSeq, a predicted model, not a curated record